This is a messenger RNA of Saccharomyces eubayanus, 1503 nucleotides long. It is a transcript of the gene ALD6, whose product is annotated as aldehyde dehydrogenase (NADP(+)) ALD6. Bases 1 to 1503 code for a protein of 500 amino acids. The transcript has a single exon. Gene Ontology annotation, molecular function: aldehyde dehydrogenase (NAD+) activity. The record is from RefSeq and is a predicted model, not a curated record. NCBI's taxonomy places the organism in Eukaryota, Fungi, Ascomycota, Saccharomycetes, Saccharomycetales, Saccharomycetaceae.
AUGACUAAACUACACUUUGACACUGCUGAAGCAGUCAAGAUCACUCUGCCAAACGGCUUAACAUACGAGCAACCAACUGGUCUGUUCAUCAACAACAAGUUCAUGAAGGCCCAAGACGGUAAGACAUACCCUGUCGAAGACCCUUCCACUGAAAGCACCGUCUGUGAAGUGUCUUCUGCCACCACCGAAGACGUUGAGUACGCUAUUGAAUGUGCCGACCGCGCAUUUCACGACACCGAAUGGGCCACCCAAGACCCAAGAGAAAGAGGUCGUUUAUUGAGCAAGUUGGCCGACGAAUUGGAAAGCCAAAUCGACUUGGUCUCUUCCAUCGAAUCCUUGGACAACGGUAAGACUUUGGCCUUGGCCCGUGGUGACGUUACCAUCGCCAUCAACUGUUUGAGAGAUGCCGCCGCCUACGCUGACAAGAUCAACGGUAGAACCAUCAACACUGGUGACGGUUACAUGAACUUCACCACUUUGGAGCCAAUUGGUGUCUGUGGUCAAAUCAUCCCAUGGAACUUCCCAAUCAUGAUGUUGACCUGGAAGAUCGCACCUGCUUUGGCCAUGGGUAACGUUUGUAUCUUAAAGCCUGCUGCCGUUACUCCUUUGAAUGCCCUAUACUUUGCCUCCUUGUGUAAGAAGGUCGGUAUCCCAGCUGGUGUCGUCAACAUCGUCCCAGGUCCUGGUAGAUCUGUCGGUGCUGCUUUGACAAACGACCCAAGAAUCAGAAAGUUAGCCUUCACCGGUUCCACUGAAGUUGGUAAGAGUGUUGCUAUCGACUCUUCUGAAUCAAACUUGAAGAAGAUCACUCUGGAAUUGGGUGGUAAAUCCGCUCAUUUAGUCUUCGACGACGCUAAUAUUAAGAAGACUUUGCCAAACUUGGUAAACGGUAUCUUCAAGAACGCCGGUCAAAUUUGUUCCUCCGGUUCAAGAAUCUACGUACAAGAGGGCAUCUACGAUGAACUUUUGGCCGCUUUCAAAGCUUACUUGGAAACCGAAAUCAAAGUCGGUAACCCAUUCGACAAGGCUAACUUCCAAGGUGCUAUCACUAACCGUCAACAAUUCGACACAAUUAUGAACUACAUCGACAUCGGUAAGAAGGAAGGUGCUAAGAUCUUAACUGGUGGUGAAAAGGUUGGUAACAAGGGUUACUUCAUCAGACCAACUGUCUUCUACGACGUUGAAGAAGACAUGAGAAUCGUUAAAGAGGAAAUUUUCGGCCCUGUCGUUACCGUGGCAAAGUUCAAGACUUUGGAAGAAGGUGUGGCAAUGGCAAACAGCUCCGAAUUCGGUCUAGGCUCCGGUAUCGAAACUGAAUCUCUAAGCACUGGUUUGAAGGUGGCAAAGAUGUUAAAGGCUGGUACCGUGUGGAUCAACACUUACAACGAUUUCGACUCUAGAGUUCCAUUCGGUGGUGUUAAGCAAUCCGGUUACGGUAGAGAAAUGGGUGAAGAAGUCUACCAUGCAUACACUGAAGUUAAAGCUGUCAGAAUUAAGUUGUAA